This is a messenger RNA of Neoarius graeffei (lesser salmon catfish), 1826 nucleotides long. RefSeq names its product peptidylprolyl isomerase C (gene ppic). Bases 77 to 700 code for a protein of 207 amino acids. Gene Ontology annotation, molecular function: peptidyl-prolyl cis-trans isomerase activity. Gene Ontology annotation, cellular component: intracellular membrane-bounded organelle. NCBI's taxonomy places the organism in Eukaryota, Metazoa, Chordata, Actinopteri, Siluriformes, Ariidae. Gene Ontology annotation, biological process: protein peptidyl-prolyl isomerization; protein folding. The transcript is spliced from 5 exons. The record is from RefSeq and is a predicted model, not a curated record.
AUCCAGACCGGAAGUAAACGCUAGUAUCCCUGGUUUCUUCUGCUCGAGCACGUCACCCAAAGAUCCAUAUUCAGCCAUGCAGUGGGCAAAUAUGUGCCUGAAAUUAAUUUUUUAUUUGCCAUUUUUAGGAACUGUGGUUUAUUCCCAAGCAAAAGUGGGCCCGAAAGUAACGGAUAAGGUAUUUUUUGACAUCACCGUGGGAGGACAUGAGGUUGGCAGAAUUGUUAUUGGACUUUUUGGAGAGGUGGUGCCUCUGACUGUGAUGAACUUUGUUGCUCUCGCUUCUGGAGAGAAAGGGUAUGGUUACAAAGGAAGUAAAUUCCAUCGUGUAAUCAAGGACUUUAUGAUUCAAGGAGGGGACUUCACAGCUGGAGAUGGAACAGGAGGUAAAAGCAUCUACGGAAACACAUUUGCAGAUGAGAAUUUUAAGCUAAAGCACCAGGGUACAGGCUGGGUCAGUAUGGCUAACGCAGGCCCAGACACCAAUGGCUCACAGUUCUUCAUCACGUUAGUACGGGCUCCCUGGCUGGAUGGCAAGCAUGUUGUCUUUGGCAAGGUCUUGGAUGGCAUGACUGUUGUUCACACGAUUGAGCUCCAGGACACAAACGAUAGAAAUUUGCCCUACACAGAGUGUGUUAUAGUGAACAGUGGGAAGAUCGAGGUCAAAGCACCAUUUGUUGUAGAAGUGGAGGGUUGGUAGUAUCACACACUGCACAGCUCUGGACUUAAUUUACCUUCCCUCAUCCUGUAACAUUCUGCCUUCUCCAUUCCAAACCACAGUCACACCAAUCAGUCUACAGUGUCUAAAACUUUUUAAAAAUGAGGAAAACAGCCAAUAAGUCAUCAGCAUAUUUGGAAAAUUCUUCAAGACUGUUAAACAUCUCCUGUGGCUCAUGAAGCUUGAUCCUGAGCAUAUACAAAGCAAUCAUCCGUGUACUAUGAGAAGUCUAAAAUAUAAAGCUUUUUUUCACUUUCCAGAAGUCUACAACUUCAGUGUUGUAAUGCCUUCACUACUGAAAAUAGAAACCUAUUAUCUGGUACUCUACUGCUAUCCACUGAGCAUCAUUCUGCUUAAUCGUGAAGAUUUUCAUCAUUAUUCUCAGGUUUUUAGUUAUUCCCCAGACUGUGCGUUGUACAGUACAUAGUAGUUGGAUAGUAAAGCCAGUUGUAGAGGUUCAUUAAAAACUAAAUUGGAGAGAAAAUUAAUUACACUUUGUGCAAUACUGUCAGUCAUUUACCUUAAGUCAAGUCCUUGUUUAGUUAUUACUUUGAGCAAAUUUGUCUAUUUGAACCUCACCUUUGAUUGAAUCACAUUUCAUAAUUAUGUAAUUCAAACUAAUAUUAACAGGAACCCUUAAUAAUGAAAGAACAGGGCAAGGAAGAGUCUCAUGAAACAUGUAGCAUCCAUAUUUUUACAUGCAUGCAUGCCUACAUGCAUGUUCUUUCAAUGACACUUUUGAAUAGUUAAAACAUAUCAUUUGAUUAUAUAAUCAUAAUUAUCCAAGGAGAUACAACAUGCUUUCACUCAUGUGCCAAAUAUGUCUGAAUAUUAUGUAUGUAUUAGCCUUAUUAGUGUACUCCCAAGAAGCAUUUUCUAAGGGUUCAAAAGUAGAGCAUAUUUGUAUGCUAUAGGAAACUAAUUCCCUUCUUUAAUGGGAUUAAUUAAUUGUUCUGGUGCCAAAAACAAAUAUACUUGAACGUAUUGUCAAUUAAUUGAAUAACAUUUUAGAUUAAUUUGAAAUAUGCAAAUUUUAAAGUUGUCUAGUCCUAUUUGUAUACUGUUGUAUUAUAAAGUUAUUUUAAAGAGCACAAUGUCUUUGUGUAUC